AGAGGGGCCGAGACCACCCGGGGCAGGAGUCCGGGUCACCCCACCUGCCCACACCCGGCGCCCCCGCCCCAGAGGAGGCCCGGGAGGCCCAGAGGGCGCGCGCCGCGGGACCAUGGGCCGUCGGAGCGCGCUGGCCCUCGCAGUCGUCUCGGCCCUGCUGUGCCAGGUCUGGAGCUCUGGUGUGUUCGAGCUGAAGCUGCAGGAGUUCGUUAACAAGAAGGGGCUGUUGGGGAACCGCAACUGCUGCCGCGGGGGCGCGGGCCCGCCGUGCGCCUGCAGGACCUUCUUCCGUGUGUGCCUCAAGCACUACCAGGCCAGCGUGUCCCCCGAGCCGCCCUGCACCUAUGGCAGCACUGUCACACCAGUGCUGGGCGUUGACUCCUUCAGCCUGCCGGAUGGCGACGGCGCGGGCGCCGACUCUGCCUUCAGCAACCCCAUCCGCUUCCCUUUUGGCUUCACCUGGCCGGGCACCUUCUCUCUGAUCAUCGAGGCCCUGCACACAGACUCUCCUGAUGACCUUGCAACAGAAAACCCAGAAAGGCUCAUAAGCCGCUUGGCGACACAGAGGCACCUGACGGUGGGUGAAGAGUGGUCCCAGGACCUCCACAGCAGCGGCCGCACGGACCUCAAGUACUCCUACCGCUUUGUGUGUGAUGAGCACUACUAUGGGGAGGGCUGCUCCGUGUUCUGCCGUCCCCGGGAUGAUGCCUUUGGCCACUUCACCUGCGGGGAGAGAGGCGAGAAGGUGUGCAACCCGGGCUGGAAAGGCCAGUACUGCACAGAACCAAUCUGCCUGCCUGGGUGUGAUGAACAGCAUGGAUUUUGUGACAAGCCUGGGGAAUGCAAGUGUAGAGUGGGCUGGCAGGGCCGGUACUGUGACGAAUGCAUCCGAUACCCUGGCUGUCUCCAUGGCACCUGCCAGCAGCCCUGGCAGUGUAACUGCCAGGAAGGCUGGGGGGGCCUUUUCUGUAACCAAGACUUGAACUACUGCACACACCACACACCCUGCAGGAAUGGGGCCACCUGCACUAACACAGGGCAGGGGAGCUACACCUGUUCCUGUCGGCCUGGGUACACAGGUGCCAACUGUGAACUGGAGACUGAUGAAUGUGCCCCUAGUCCCUGCCGGAAUGGGGGGAGCUGCACGGACCUUGAGAACAGCUACACCUGCACCUGCCCACCCGGCUUCUAUGGCAGGGUGUGUGAGCUGAGUGCCAUGACCUGCGCAGAUGGCCCCUGCUUCAACGGUGGGCGAUGUACAGACAACCCCGAGGGAGGCUACACCUGCCGCUGCCCCGUGGGCUACUCUGGCUUCAACUGUGAGAAGAAGAUGGAUCACUGCAGCUCUGCACCCUGUUCCAGCGGUGCCAGAUGUGUGGACCUUGGUGACGCCUACCUGUGCCGGUGUCAGGCUGGCUUCUCUGGAAGGCACUGUGAGGACAAUGUGGACGACUGUGCCUCCUCCCCGUGUGCCAACGGGGGCACCUGCCGGGACGGCGUGAAUGACUACUCCUGCACCUGCCCACCUGGCUACACAGGCAGGAACUGCAGUGCGCCUGUCAGGAGGUGCGAGCACGCGCCCUGCCACAACGGGGCUACCUGCCACGAGAGGGGCCUGCGGUACGCAUGCGAGUGUGCCAGGGGCUAUGGGGGCCCCAACUGCCAGUUCCUGCUCCCCGAGCCGCCCGGCCCCGUGGUGGUGGACCUUACAGAGAAGUACGUGGAGGGCCAGGGUGGGCCGUUCCCCUGGGUGGCCGUGUGUGCUGGAGCAGUCCUAGUCCUGGUACUACUGCUGGGCUGUGCCGCCUUGGGGGUCUGCGUCCGGCUCAAGCUGCAGAAGCACCGGCCAGCAGCAGAGCCCUCCUGCCGGGGUGAGACAGAAACCAUGAACAACUUGGCCAGCUGCCAGCGUGAGAAGGACGUCUCGGUCAGUGUGAUUGGGGCCACGCAGAUCAAGAACACCAACAAGAAGGCUGACUUCCAUGGGGAUCAAGGGGCUGACAAGAAUGCUUUCAAGGCCCGCUACACAGCAGUGGACUGUAACCUGGUACAGGACCUCAAGGGUGAUGAAGGUGCCAUCAGGGACACCCACAGCAAGUGUGACACCAAGUGCCAGCCCCAGAGCAAUGCAGGGGAGGAGAAGGGCAGCGCAGCCACACUCCGGGGUGGAGAAGCGCUGGAGAGGAAAAGGCCAGAGUCCAUCCACUCCACCUCUAAGGACACCAAGUACCAGUCGGUGUACGUCAUCUCUGACGAGAGGGACGAGUGUGUCAUUGCCACUGAGGUGUGACACGGAAACGGAAUGGCACAAUGCCUGGUGCCCCUAAGAUGAGUGAAAUUCCAAGGAUCUAUGCCCCCACGAAUGCUGCUGAAGAGGAAAGGGAGCCCGGGACUGCUGCUGAAACAGCUCGGGCGAGCUGGUCUCCUCCCGAGCAGCGCGCCGGCCGCGGCCGCGCUGCCCUGCCUGCCAGGCGCCCAUUGCACUAUGGACAGUUGCUGUCAGAGUAUCUAUUUAGCGUGGACCUGAGCACUGCAGAGAAGCACUCCUUACCCGGCGUGUGGAUCUUGGGUUCUUACGAGCCAGUCUUCUUGAACUAGAAACACAACUGCCUUCAUUGUCCUUUUGAUACUGAAACGUGUUUUUUUUUUUUUUUUUUAGAUGAAAAAAUGUGUGUUAUUUUUUUGGAUUUGUAAAAAUAUUUUUCACGAUAUCUGUAAAGCUUGAGUAUUUUGUGAUGUUCAUUUUUUUAUAAUUUAAAUUUUGGUAAAUAUGUACAAAGGCACUUCGGGUCUAUGUGACUAUAUUUUUUGUAUAUAAAUGUAUUUAUGGAAUAUUGUGCAAAUGUUAUUUGAGUUUUUUACUGUUUUUGUUAAUGAACAAAUUCCUUUUUAAAGUAUUUUUCCAAAAUAAAUAUUAUGAAUGACAA
Molecule: messenger RNA, 2927 nt
Organism: Cavia porcellus (domestic guinea pig)
Lineage: Eukaryota; Metazoa; Chordata; Mammalia; Rodentia; Caviidae
Gene: Dll1
Product: delta like canonical Notch ligand 1
Exons: 11
Coding region: 113-2290 (725 amino acids)
Biological process (GO): Notch signaling pathway; cell communication; negative regulation of Notch signaling pathway
Cellular component (GO): plasma membrane
Molecular function (GO): calcium ion binding; Notch binding
Source: RefSeq, a predicted model, not a curated record